Porites evermanni is the source of this 1019-nucleotide messenger RNA. The record is from the annotation of a GenBank genome assembly. Lineage: Eukaryota; Metazoa; Cnidaria; Anthozoa; Scleractinia; Poritidae.
AUGUAUGCUCUUUCGAAUAAUCAGAUUAAUAUCGAGAUCGACGGUAAACCGAUCCAAAGAGUUGAUGCAGCCAAAUCUCUGGGUUUGCUAAUUGACGAACACCUUCCAUGGUCAAAACAUUUAGACCAUAAAAGUAUGAAAAUAACUUCGGCCAUAGGCGCCCUUAAACGCGUAAGAACAGCUCUCCAAAUAUGCCAAGCGUUAAUUUUACCCCACUUUGACUACUAUAGCUCCGUUUGAGAUGGACUCAGCGUCGCCUUGAGUGAUAAGCUGCAAAAACUCUAAAAUAGGGCUGCCAGAGUCAUUACCAGGUCCGGUUACGAUGCGAGCGCUAGUUUCCUUCUAAAUAGGCUUCACUGGGACAAUCCUGCCACACGUUGAAAGAAGCCAAAGGCCAUAUUAAUGAUUAAAACAAUAAAUGGGCUUUCCCUUGGGGGAACUCCCAUAUGAAAGGGGCAGGAUGCUCGUCGUCUCGCUUAGGGGUGUAAAUUUCAGAUUUUGGUCGCGCUUAGGGUGUUCUGGGCAAAACACCAUUAUAUUUAGCUGCAAAGGUCUCUUUUAGGGUUGCACUAGCCUUUGCCAGGCUCUCAGAUAGUAUAGUGCGACUUUUCCGACACCACCAUCUCGGAGCCUGGAACAGGCUAGGGUUGCACUCGAAGAAAUAUUUAAAAAUUGUACAUUUUCAAUUCGUUUUAUUUACUCGAUUUAUGUAAUCGAAGUUUAAAAUGAUCGCUUUUAGGGGUUGGGCCACGCCCAGAUUGGUCUCCUUUUGGGGGUUUCAAAAAUUUCCGACGAGCAUCCCCGCCCCUUUCAUAUGCGAGUCCCCCCCUGGGGGGCUUUACCCCGUGUACCUGCAGGAUUUAUUUAACUUCCGCAGUACUAUGUAUAACCUAAGAGAUUCCGAGAUUAAACUAGACUUGCCCAAACCUCGCACAAACUAUCGAAAACGUAGCUUUGGCUACAGCGGGGCGGUCCUGUGGAAUAGCUUGCCCCUUAGCUUAAGGAAAUUGGACGCUUUA